Cuscuta campestris is the source of this 2549-nucleotide messenger RNA. Lineage: Eukaryota; Viridiplantae; Streptophyta; Magnoliopsida; Solanales; Convolvulaceae. The record is from the annotation of a GenBank genome assembly.
AAGUUUUUGAGCUGUUUCAACUCCUCCGUUUGCCAUUGCCUUCUUCAGCUGGAGCUCCAGGAUUUCGUAGGUUAGAUUUUGGUCUCAACACACAUCUAGCACUCGAGCUCCUCGAUUAUUCAUCGCCCCGUACAAUAUCUAGAUUCGAUUCAUCUGCCACAUCCAUUAAUCAAUCGUCUUUGAAUCUAAUAAUUGGUGAAGUGGAGAGAGAAAGAGGAUGUCGAGUCGAUUGAUGAAAAAGAUAUUGAAAGCUCAAGAAGAUGCUCUGCAGCAGCAACACGAGAGCGAGGAUGAAUCUGACUCACAAGAUGCCUCAUCCGCUUCUCAAAGAAACCCAUUUGAUCUUCUUGAUGAGGAAGACUUUGAGGAGAAAGAACAAACUGAUACUAGUGAUGGUAUUGACCAGGUAGAUAAGACAGUGGUCCCUGAAAGAUCCUCUAUCGGGAAAAUUGACGAGAAGCAUUCCUCCAAAGGUGCAGAUACUAAUAACGCAGUCCUGUCAUCUAAUGUGAGAUCAAAGAAAAAGAAAAAGAAAAACAAAAAGAAUUCGCAUACCACUGGAAAUCUUCAAAAACCAUUGGAUGAAACCUUGGAAAACUUAUCUAUUGAUGGAAACUCAUCUUGUCGUGAAUAUACGGCUUCUCAUUCGAGGCAAGAAAAAAUGUCAAACAUAAGUGGAACAAAUAAAUCUUCCACUGCCAUCUUACAAAUUGAUCCAAAAUUUCUAAGUGCUGAAAAUGAACUUCGGAGGAUAUUUGGGUCUAAAGUUGUGAGUUCUUUUGAACGGAAUAGUCAAAGUGGAAGUUCUAGACAGGCACAUGGCAGUAGACGUGGAGGUUCUAACCACAGGAAGACUCUACUUGUUCAUCCUUCAGAGCAUUGGCCACGAUGGGACGGUUCUCUUACCAUGGAACUAUUGGGGACCAAAGAUGGAAUCAAUUAUUUCAGGUNCCCCCCCCCCCCCCCCCCAAUCCACCACCAAAAAGUCCUAUUUGAACAGUAUGUGCAUUUGGCAUCCUAUAGCCAAGCUCAGAGAGCAUUCGAAGCUGCAAAGGCGAUCCAUGACCUUAAUGGAAUUGUCAAUGUUCUCAUGCAUAAUCCAUACCACAUAGACUCCCUCGUCACGUUAGCCGAAUAUUACAAAUUUUCAGGUGAACUUCAAAUGUCAUCGGAUGCUAUUGCAAGGUGUUUGUACGCUAUGGAAUGUGCGUGGCAUCCAAUGUUCACUCCCUUACAUGGUAAAUGUCAGCUCAAGUAUAGCCAUGAAACAAACAAGCCCUUCUUCUCCGUACUCUUCUCCCACAUGAAAAACAUGGACAGGCGUGGCUGUCACCGGUCUGCACUGGAGAUUUGCAAAUUGCUCCUAUCCUUAGAUUCAGAUGAUCCAGUCGGUGCCUUAUUCUGCGUUGACUACUACUCUUUGAGAGCGGAGGAGUAUUCGUGGCUAGAACGUUUCUCUGAAGAAUACAAAACUGAUAAUUCUUUGUGGUUAUUCCCAAAUUUCUCUUAUUCUCUCGCCAUAUGCCGUUUCAAGCUUGAAAAUCAAGAAAAAGAAGAUGUGACAAAGGCUGAAUCUUUGAAAGCUGUGUCUACUGAUUUGAUGAAGCAGGCUUUGAUGCUUCAUCCUACCGUUCUGAAGAAGUUAGUGGCUAAGGUGCCUUUGAAAGAUCAAGCAUUUAACCGUAUAAUUGGACACGGUUUGUUUGCAUCUGAGAAAAGUGGGAGCUUAUCUUUGGAUCAUUUGGUUAAUAUAUAUGUUGAGAGGAAUUACCUUAUAUGGAGGCUUCCUGAUAUCCAGAAGUUCCUCAAGGACUCUGCACUUAUGGUGAUUGAAAUGCCGGAUCGAAAGGAAACAGAUGCUAGAGAUUGGACGUGUGUGCGAAAAGAGGCAUUUUCUUCCGACAAAAAUGAGUAUUCCCAUCUAUUGGUGUCUGAAUUUUCAGAUUCAGUUCCAACUUUGCCCCCAGAUAACCUGCAAAAUUUCAUGGUUGACCCGAGAUUGGUGAACAAUGGAGGCGAACAACAAGCUGCAAACCGUCCCGUGAGGGAUCUGUCGAACCGAAACGCACUUGCAGUUCUUUUCGAGUCAAUGUUGCCAUGGGUUGACUUUGGUACCGAACACGUCGUUGAAGAUCAUCCACAUGGUCAAGAAGACUGAAAGUCUAAAAUGCCCCUCCUAACGAAACAAAAGAGAAGAAGAAGAAGAAGAAAUGCAGAGCUUCACCUGGAUCUUGCGCAUGGAUGUAUUUUCUGUAUUUCUUGUGUUAGGUGCUGGAAAAUAUUUUGUGAAAGGAAAAAUAUUUUCCUCUUUCUUUGCAAUUCUGUGGAUUAAAUGAUGCUGAGAAACAGAGCAAUUGUUUUUCAAGAAAACUAUGUGAUCUUGGAUUUAUGUUACUACUUCCCCUCAAGUAACAUCAAAUUAGGGGUUGUGUUAGGAGUACAUCAGUUUGGGGUAUAACACUUGUACACCAAGUGUGUUACAACACACACAAUGGCACAAACAACAAUUGUUUACAAGCACACACAGAUAAUAAAUGUUUACAAACAUA